This is a messenger RNA of Cyphellophora europaea CBS 101466, 408 nucleotides long. RefSeq lists its product as uncharacterized. The transcript has 3 exons. The record is from RefSeq and is a predicted model, not a curated record. Gene Ontology annotation, biological process: nuclear-transcribed mRNA catabolic process; mRNA splicing, via spliceosome. Lineage: Eukaryota; Fungi; Ascomycota; Eurotiomycetes; Chaetothyriales; Cyphellophoraceae. Gene Ontology annotation, cellular component: U12-type spliceosomal complex; Lsm1-7-Pat1 complex; U2-type prespliceosome. Gene Ontology annotation, molecular function: RNA binding. The coding region runs from base 1 to 408 and encodes 135 amino acids.
AUGUCAGAAAGAGGGCAUUUCAGAGGUGGAGGCGGCGGAGGGAGGGGCCGCGGCGGUCGUGGUGGUGGCCCAUCUCGAGGAGGUGCCCACCAAGGCUCCCAAUCCGAGAAACCCAAGAAAGAGAACAUUCUCGACCUGAACAAGUAUAUCAACAAGGAGGUGAAUGUAAAAUUCAACGGAGGAAGGGAAAUCAUAGGAACGCUGAAAGGGUACGACCAGCUAAUGAAUCUGGUGCUGGACGAUGUCAAAGAGACCAUGAGAGGCAGGCAAGCCGCAGGAUAUGACGAGGGCAACGAGAGGACGCGAUCGCUGGGCUUGAUUGUUGCUCGAGGCACGCUUUUGGUCUUGAUUUCGCCCGUGGAUGGCUCCGAGGCUAUCGCAAAUCCAUUCCAACAAGCCGAAGAGUGA